Messenger RNA from Cyprinodon tularosa, 1668 nucleotides. RefSeq names its product VAMP (vesicle-associated membrane protein)-associated protein A, like (gene vapal). The record is from RefSeq and is a predicted model, not a curated record. The transcript has 6 exons. Bases 193 to 918 code for a protein of 241 amino acids. Gene Ontology annotation, molecular function: FFAT motif binding. Gene Ontology annotation, biological process: neuron projection development. Lineage: Eukaryota; Metazoa; Chordata; Actinopteri; Cyprinodontiformes; Cyprinodontidae. Gene Ontology annotation, cellular component: plasma membrane; endoplasmic reticulum membrane.
UCAUCAGUUAGAGAGCCACGAGGACGCGGCGCAGGGCUGAGCUUCCUUCAAGUACUUCUACCCACAUGUUGCUCCGCUCCGCCGCUAAAACUCCGCCAACGUUUGACUCACUCCGUGGCAGAGUAUCCAGGAUUUCUCCACUUGUCAUUCCACGACACCGACAACUAAGUACAUCCCCCCAAUUCAGCUAAAAUGUCCAAGCUGGACCAGGUCCUAAUCCUCGACCCUCCCUGCGACCUCAGAUUUAAAGGUCCUUUCACAGAUGUAGUCACCGCCAACCUCAAACUGAAGAAUCCUUCUGACAGAAGAGUAUGUUUCAAAGUGAAGACGACAGCACCUCGCAGGUACUGCGUACGGCCAAACAGUGGUGUCAUUGAUCCAGGAGCAGCUGUCAACAUCUCUGUUAUGCUACAACCCUUUGACUAUGACCCCAACGAGAAAAGUAAACACAAAUUUAUGGUGCAGACGAUUUUCACUCCAUCGAACAAUUCUGACAAUGACUCCCUGUGGAAAGACGCAAAACCCGACGAUCUCAUGGAUUCCAAGCUGAGAUGUGUCUUUGAGAUGCCUUCUGAGAACGAAGUGAAUGACGUGGAAGUGACAAGAGCAGCCCCGGUGAUAAACUCUAUGAAGACUGAGCCAACGGUUCCUGCUGCUGCAGCAGACGACACAGAGAUGAAGAAACUGCAGGACAAGUGCAAGAGGCUGCAGGCGGAGAUAAACAAGCUCAACGAUGAGAACAGGCAGCUGAAGGAGGAUACAGUAAGGAUGAGAAAGAUGCCUCCCCGCUCAGACCACAUGACGUCAAACUCAACCAGCGUCGUCGGCCGAGAAACCAGCGCCGCCUUCCUGCCCUCCCUCCUUGUCGUCAUAGCUGCCAUCUUCAUCGGAUUUUUCUUCGGAAAGUUCAUCUUGUAGACUGGUAUCGUGUGUGCCGGCCAUAUCCCUCUGCUCCGGCUCCAAAAAAAAAAAAAAAAAGAAGAAUAAAGGUCUGAAAGAGCAAGAAGUCUUUCUGUUGACUUUGCCAUAUCAUUGGUUGUGUGGCAUACAGUGAACACAUCUGUACAGCAUCAUCCAAAGGUGUCGCCUUUUUACAAUGUCGCACACUUAUUAAACCCAGAGAGUUCACUGAAGAACCCUUACAAAAAAAACAACAUAAAAGCUAUUUCUCUUUUUCUUGUUUUCACAUUUUGUUUAAUGGGUUUACAGGUAAUUUGGUGGGACAAUGGAAAGAUGUUUAUGAUCAGACAAACGGGAUCACAGAAAAACACCGAACCGCUGGGAAGAAACAGAACAGUUCUUGUUCCUUUCUUUCCUUUGUGCAUUUAAUAGGAAUUGAUUGAAUUGCUAGGCAUCUUGUAAAUGUUAUUUUAAAUCCUUUCAGAUAAAAACACGGACAGAACCUUUAUUAAAACCGACUCAUUGCUGGAUUGCCUCCGGAGUAAAUUUGUUUGUAAUUUCUACUUGUUUCUGUUGGAAUGUUCAGAUCCGGCUGGGGAAACGAGUGCCUCGUUCUGUGCAUUUGUCCUGUCGUUCUCCUUCCAGUUCAGAACUAUUAUUAUUAUUAUUCAACACAUUUAUUCCUACUGAGGCAAGUAUUGACUGAAAUGAGAUAAAUUUAUCUCCCAUGGUAUUAAUCAUUGACAAAAUAAAAUCUAAAAAAAUGUG